AUGGGCUGUUCUUCAUCAUUGCACAACAGAGAGCUUGUUUCCAAAGUCAAUAUUUCGAAUAACCUCAGCGAUGCUCAAAAGAUUGCCAUACAGAUGACGUGGAAAACGGUCGAAGAAAAUCGAACGAAGAUUGGAAAACAAACAUGGAUAAGGUAAUUUGGUUGUAAGAAAAAUUAUGUUUCAAAGACGCAUAUAUCCGAAGAUGUUAAUCUUGCGUUCAAGUGCAACAUUUUCCAAACUUCUGCUCACAGGAACAUGGAAAAAUACUGUAUUAGAGACAGGAAACGGCCGAAAGAUGUUUAUAUUCUAGAAUAACCUUUUUUCAAAUGUUUUAAAGAGGGAUUGAUUGAAGAUAUAUUUACAAAAAAACUCUUAUUGCAAGUCGCAGCCAGCUAAAAGUUUUGUUGUUUAAUUAAGUAACACCAGAUUUUGUUCCAUUAGUUCGUUUUUUAGGCUAGUAAAGUUCAAAAUUGGGAACAUGUAUCCCUAAAUUCAAUAACAAUGACCGUUUCUCUGGUACCCUAAUUAUUUUCAGCUUCUAAAUUGGCUGAAUAAUUUAUUCUUUAUUGUCGGUACAGUCACGAAUUUUCUGUAUAAUUUUUUUCAUUCAAAUCCGAGUUGAAUGUAAAAUCAAUGAGGUUGCACAAACAAGCUAGUUUAAAACACAGAAUGAAGCAAUCUAGAGAGAACUGAUUAAAAAAAAAAAAAAAAAAAUUACCCGACAAAUAAUGACACCUGCAGAUUUUUCUAUUUUCCUUCCCAGUAAUAUAUGCAAAGUUUUUGCGAAACGUUAACACAUCUUCUGCCUGCUGCGAUAGAGAACUUAAGGACAGAAUUCGCCAGGCAACGAGUGGAAACCGGAGAUUUAACGUCUUUCUUUACCGCCGUAAUGCUCUCUGUAAGUUUUGGUUCGUCCAGCUAAAACAAGAUUCAUUGAUUGGCGAACGAUAUCAAUUACAAAGCGCGCCAAACGGAAACUGUAUUUGUCUGCUUUCGAGUCGAUGUCCGACUGAUAUUAAGAAAACUCAAUGCUGCAAAGUUUGUGUUCCAUGCUACACUUUGCUCGGGGAAAUCUACAGGGAAAAAGCAUGAUUUAUUUUUAGCUAUGCAGGUAAAGCCUUCAGUAAUAAAAAUUAAAAAGAAUGAUCGUCGUGCAUAUUUUGAAGUGAUGAAUUUUUUUCUAUGACAUGUUCGUGAAUAUUAAAUUUCCCAAAUUCGUUUCUCUUGUCUAAUUGAUGAAAAUGAGUACCACGCGAAAAGAUUGAAACUUUAGAAUUCUCUCAUGAAAAACAGCUGUAGCCAUUUGAUUGAAACUUUACGCCUUCAUUGUCAAGAUAAACAAUGCAUGGAAUUAUCAGCGCUACGUUAAAAUAAGUUUUUAAAAUUGAAGUUGAGGAAAAUUAAAACAUUGAUCGUGAUCAAUUUCAAAAAAAAUUUGUACUUUUUGAAUUUUUCUGAGUUUAUGCCUUUGUCUGUAGUCACAUUCUAGCAACAGUAGCAUCUGAUUACACCGAAGGGCUCAUACGAGGUAAAGCUGAAGUUACUGUGUGAAAACUCUGCCUCCGUUGGUCUUUUAACAAAGGUUUCAGUUACCCAGCGAUAUAUCAUUAUGAAUACCAGAUCCCAGAUCCUUAAUUUAAUCAGCGAAAACCUUGCACUGUAGUGAGGCAUUUUAGCCAAACUUCCACCUCCAUGCAAACGGGAAGUUGAGAUGUUAAAAAAUUAUGAACGGAACUUCAAAGUCUCAGGAAGUCGUUCUCGGUUUGAAAUUUCUUACACAGUGUGCUUUCUGUACGAAUUCUGUUGAUAAUUGAAAACCCGCUUUUUCUUGUGAUCCCAUCGACUUUUUUCUAAAGAGAAAUACGAACAAAUUGCAGUAUAUGAGUUUCAUGGUGCGCUUAUUGUUCAGCACCUUGAUAACCUAAGUGUCAUUGAUGCUGUGACUUGGCUACAAAAGAGCGCAUUUCCCUCUACCGAGGAAAACGGAUUCACCCCUUUUAUAUCAGAUUUUUUUCCAUAAAAUUUUAAAGAAUUUUUUCCAUAUUGUGGUCUCGCUUCUUAUUAGCCAAGCCCUACCGUGGCGAUAGUGGAAUAUCAGAAAAUACCAGAUUUUUCCCCGAGAAAUAUCGAUAUAGCCUGAGAUUGCAUAAAAUUUAUAUGUAAAUAAACUCAUUUUCGUAUUCUAAAUGCUAAAAUUCCUGGAAAACAAGAUGAUUUAUAACAGUAUUUUGAUAAGGAAAACCCCUGACCAAGCCUGCAGGGCAGUUAAAACGCACUGUGCCCAUUUUAAGCCUAAAAGCAUAAAAUGUGAAUUCGAGACAUUGUAGAAUGUGCUGCGAAAAAAAGCUUGGUGCUAUGUCAGUUAUAUAAUCACCAUCUAUUCAAAUAUUUUCUGAGAAAACAUUACAUAAAUUAGCGCUUUGUCUCCGAAAUGUCUGUGUCAGACUGUCAACCAUUCAAUAGGGAAAAGUUACAAUUGAAAAGCUCAAUAAGACUUCAUUUUUCGUUGCAGGGUGUUCGAAUUAAAUCCUCAAAUUAAGAAGAUGAUGCCAGAGUUUAAUACAAAUGAUCCAGUGGAAGAGCUAAAAUCGGCACGAGCUUUAUUUGGACACAGUAAAACCUACAUGAAAUGUCUUGAAAAUGCUGUCACAUCCAUGGACGAUAAUGAACGCUUUGUCACUUAUCUUGUUGAACUCGGGAGACGACAUCAGGUUCGGCCCCUCAAAGCCCAUUACUUGGAUGUAAGUAGACUCUCUCUCUUAAUAGGUUUUCCCUUUUCUCAGUUUAUUAGAUCCGGUCGUUUAUGUAGUGAUGACUCUGAUUCCUUCGACAAAUCAGUGACAAUGUGCCAGUUUUUCGAAAAACGUGGCUGGUGGCCCGCUUGAACGACAAAAACAGGAUACCGCGCCCAAAAAUUGACCGACAAUCGGCAUUACAAACGGCUCAGAAGGAAAACACUGAUCGCAUUCCAUUCACUCUCACAUUUCACCCUCAAAACCACGCAUUUAAAUUCAUCAUUCUUGAAAACUUAAAAUUAGGUGAAAAUGAUUCAGAGACUGGUACAAUCUUUUCGCAACCUUUACUUAUUUCGUUCAAACGUGAAAACCGAUUUUUAAAUGCGUGCGCGCACGAUGCAAAACUUGUACUCUCAUUCAUUACGUUGCGAAAAUAUCCGCCGAUAUCUGUCACGUGCACCUCAUCAAUUGCAUAACUUGCACUUAUUGCAAAAAGAUAUACAUCGCUGAAACAGGAAGACGACCAGGUGACCGAUUCCGAGAACACCAUGGCGAUGUAGUAAGGAAUAAAGAGCACGCAUCAAAACCAUAUUCCCAGACACUUUUAUCUCAUUAAUCAUUCUAAGCAGCAGCGGUACAUGGAAGUCUGCGGCCUCUCUUUACAUCUUGGCAGUUCGGAAAGCCACAAAAUUCUACUAUAAGGCUAUGAUACGUUGUCUAUUUAAAAAUUAUCUAUAAUUGUGUAACUUUACUCAUAGUUUAACUUCAUCUAUCAAAAUUUAUUUUCAUUUGGUUUCGCUUCAUACAUCGAUAUGUUUAUUUUCAGACUGAUCCUAUGAGAAUUUAACUGAUUCUUAUUUAUUCCUUUGCAGUUGAUACAUGAGGCCUUCAUGUUUUCAUUAAAAGAAAUUUUCCAGUCAGAAUGGACAUCUGAAACUUUUGAAGCCUGGGACGCUUUAUCUAAAUUCAUGUUCAAGGCGAUGCUUACAGGCCUGAAUGAUACAUAA
Messenger RNA from Pocillopora meandrina, 3742 nucleotides. Lineage: Eukaryota; Metazoa; Cnidaria; Anthozoa; Scleractinia; Pocilloporidae. The record is from the annotation of a GenBank genome assembly.